GGGGUUCUCGGGAAAGUGUCGACAAACCCUGGUAAUUCAUGCAAAGAUAUCAUGGAGAGGGGAGCUACUACAGGUGACGGGGAGUACUGGAUCGACCCUCAGAAAAAUGGAGACCCUUUAAAAGUCUACUGUGACAUGACAACUGAUGGAGGUAAACAAAUUAUAAAUGCGGUCUAUGUCCUGACUCCAUGCAUUUUGCUGUAUUCGCAAAACGUAAAGGCUUUGAAAAGCCUACACUACAUAAAUACAAUGCCAAACCCAGAAAGCUCAAGAACGUUUGAUGGUAUGUGAGAAAAGUAACAAAGGUAACCUAUUUCCUAGAUAAGAAAGAAAGAAAGAAUGAAUGAAUGAAUAAAGGCGUGGCGCUGAAGGGUUGGCCUAUUCAGGCCGCCUUCUGAGAGGACAGCUUAAGACACAUAAUGUAGAUAAAUACAAUGAAUUUUAAAUGAAAAAAAUGUCUUGUAACGCGAUACCGACUCGCUCGCGUCAACAGUUACAUUCCACCCUCGUAACGUGAGCUUGAGACGCCUGUGGUGCAGUGGGCUUUCUUGGACAUUAAGCAGUUACUUCUCCCGCAACUAUUAUCAGUUUUUGGGCAAUAAAAUUUGCCCAAACAUAAUUUCUAACCUCAUGAGCAACACGUCGUUUUUACUUUUUUUCUUGCUGUAGGAGGCUGGCUUCUUGUGGUUAACAUCGUAGCUGAUGGAGUGCUUGGCGACAAUGAUUCCUGGACCGCUGAAACAUCAUACCGCGGGAUCAGUAAUUACAGCAAUCAAAGAAUGGCCAUAACUGGAGAUGCUAUGAAGGAACUACGAGCAUACUUGAAAUUCACCCAACUGAGAUUCCACUGCAGCAAAAAACAAGGAAGUACUUUCCACGUCAUCACCGCCCCCAACAGCACCCGUGGAGAAGCUGUCGUCCGCUUUUUCAGUGCUGAAACAGAUGUCCACCCAUUUUCUUGCAAUUCGUUUAAAAGGAUGAGCGAUGAUAAUUCUCAACUGGCCGUGAAAUGUGAAAAGUGGGGAAAAAUUGACGGAAGCCCCUUCGUCGGAAAGUGGAGUGGGUUUUUGGCACCGACUACGAAAAGAACGCACCGCUACGUGGCUUUCGAUUACCGAAGCCGAUAUGUCGGGGCUAAAGUGAAUGGACUUAUACACUGCGAUGACUAUGCAGAUGGUACAUUCUAUGAAAUGUCCGCAGGCGAUUUCUUCAAAAUCUAUGUUCGCUGA
Messenger RNA from Porites lobata, 1229 nucleotides. NCBI's taxonomy places the organism in Eukaryota, Metazoa, Cnidaria, Anthozoa, Scleractinia, Poritidae. The record is from the annotation of a GenBank genome assembly.